GAUACCAUGGGAAUACGAACAUUGACCAAAAGACCAUUGGAAGCUUUACCUUUACGCCCCAGUUUAUUUACCAGUUCACUUCCUGGAGAUGCUACCAACAGUACUUCACCACAAUUCACAAGAAUAUCUCGUCCGGUUAUGGCUCAUUAUGCUUUUGUUCACCCUGAACCUGCACCCGAUCCUGUCUUACUUUCAGCAUCUACUCAAGCUGCCACUACCAUUGAUCUUGAUCCUGCCUCCUUGACCACACCUUUAUCCUUGAAUAUAUUUUCCGGAGAAUCCAUUUUACCAGAUACUCAUCCUUGGGCUCUUAACUAUGCAGGUCAUCAAUUCUCUAUGUUUGCAGGUCAAUUAGGUGAUGGACGUGCUAUCUCGUUAUUUGAAACACAAACCAAACAAGGCGAACGAUGGGAAUUACAACUAAAAGGUGCCGGUCGAACUCCUUUCUCACGAUUUGGCGAUGGCUAUGCGGUCUUACGCUCCAGUAUUAGAGAAUAUCUAGCUUCUGAACAUUUGGCAGCAUUGGGAAUACCUACCACACGAGCAUUGGCUUUGAUUGGAUCUUCUCGUCAAGUUUAUCGAGAGGACUCUUCAGCAAAACAACCUGAACGUGGUGCUGUUUUAGUCCGUCUUGCUCCUUCUUGGAUUCGUUUUGGCAAUUUUGAACUGUUUUAUUCUCGUGACGAUAUGAAUGGUGUUCGUCAAUUGGCCGAUUAUUGUGUGGACAACGUAUUACCUUCUGAGUCAACAACACAUCCUGGUAAUAAAUAUGCUCAACUUUUCAUCAACAUUGCUAAACGAACUGCAACUAUGGUGGCUGGAUGGCAAGCAAAUGGUUUCAAUCAUGGGGUGAUGAAUACUGAUAAUAUGUCGAUUCUUGGUCUGUCAUUAGACUAUGGUCCUUUCCAAAUCCUUGAUUAUUAUGAUCCUUCCUAUAUUUGCAAUCAUUCAGAUGAACAAGGACAAUAUGCUUUUAAGCGACAACCCACUGUAUGUAUUUACAAUUUAUUCAAAUUAGGUGUACCAUUAUUUGAACUUAUAGGAGCUGGGGACAAGGUAGAUACAUUGGUGUAUGGUAAAAAAGAUAGCAAUGAAACAGUGACGGAUGCAGCGACACGACAAGCAUACCGAGAAGCCGGCAAAGAAUAUGUGACCAAAAUAGUAGGUGAAGAUUUUACAGACUGGUUUAUGGAAGCACUGGACGAUAAGAUGCGGGCGAAACUAGGAUUGACACGACGAGAGGAAGGGACAAUGAGCGAUGUGAUCAUUCCACUCUUGGACUGGGCGACGGAAUACGAGGUGGAUUAUCAUCGAUUCUUUCGAUCACUCAGCAAAUAUCAAAUGACGGCCGAGGGGGAGGACGUGGACAAUGAACGUGCUGCCAAACACGACCUGGAUGUGAAGACAAAGAAUCCUGAAAAACAAGAUGAUUGUCAACAAGCAUUGAUCCCUUGGUUAGCCAUCUAUCGCCAUCGCUUACAACAAGAAGACCAACAACAAGCAAAUCGCCAACUACGAAUGGAUGCCGUCAAUCCUCGAUUUGUCCUCCGGAAUUGGAUUGCUCAAGAAGUCAUUGAUGCUUUUGAUACCAUGGAAGAAACCGAUGCCAAAGCUGUCCUGGAUGCCUGUCUCUAUGCCUGCUCUCAUCCCUAUCAAGCCAAAUAUGAUCAAGAUAUCAUUGAACGUUGGAUUGAAACACCUGUGCCGACUUGGGGUCAAGAUUUGAAAUGUUCUUGUAGUUCAUGAUCAAUAGAUUUUUUUUAUAUUUUUUGAUUCAAUAAAAAAAAAAAAACAUGAUAUAUA
This is a messenger RNA of Halteromyces radiatus, 1803 nucleotides long. RefSeq lists its product as uncharacterized. The transcript is spliced from 5 exons. The record is from RefSeq and is a predicted model, not a curated record. Bases 7 to 1746 code for a protein of 579 amino acids. NCBI's taxonomy places the organism in Eukaryota, Fungi, Mucoromycota, Mucoromycetes, Mucorales, Cunninghamellaceae.